UAUAAAGAGAUAUUUCAGACUUUAAAGCAGUUUAAAGUUCUGAUAGGAUAUAACGGAGAGACAUUAAUACAUAGUCAAUAAAAAUAAAUAAAAACCGAAUAAAGGAAUAAAACUGUCAAAAAGACAUCAGCUUACGAAACAGAUAAAACUAUGGCAGAUGAAGGAGGUGAAACAGGUUCGUCCAAUGGUGAACAGCAACAUCAAACUGAUUCGGCAAAUAACAUAUUCAUGAAGAGAAAGAUAUUCAACGAUCCAAUUCAUGGGACAAUGGAAAUACACCCUGUUUGCGUCCGCAUAAUGGAUACGCCUCAGUUUCAGCGGCUGAGACACAUCAAACAGCUAGACGCAUGCUACAUGGUAUAUCCUGGAGCAAGUCAUAAUAGGUUUGAACACUCUAUAGGGGUAAGUUAUCUGGCAGGGAAACUUUUAAAAACUAUCAAAGAACAGCAACCAGAAGAAAACAUUUCAGAGAGGGACAUUCUGUGUGUGGAAAUAGCAGGACUUUGUCAUGAUCUAGGCCAAGGACCGUUCUCGCAUGUAUUUGAAAAAAGGUUUAUGCCUUCGGUAGAAAAGGAGUUUAAGCAUCAAGCCAUGGCAAGAAAAAUGUUUGAUGAUAUGUUGGAGAGUACCGUACUUAAAGAGGAUAUUCAGAGGAUUUUAGGAGAAUGUAACAUACAAGGCUUAAGAGAGUUCACAGAAGAUGAUUUUACAUUUAUCAAAGAAAUGAUCGAUGUACCCAGACAAUUGGAGCAACAAGGCUCGUGGCCAUACAAGGGUAGAGAGGAAAACAAAAGCUAUAUGUAUGAGAUUGUAGCUAACGGAAGAAACGGAAUUGAUGUAGAUAGGUGGGACUAUCUAGCACGUGAUAGCUACAUGUUGGGACUAAAGAUAAAUUUCGACUACAAUAGAUGUUUCGCUACUGCACGGGUUUUGAAAUGCGACGGUUUAGAGAGGAAACAAAUAUGUUACAGGGAAAAGGAAGCACAUGGUUUGAUCAGCAUGUUUUACACCAGGAUGACUCUAUACAGACAGGCAUAUCAACAUAAGACACACUCUGCUAUCGGCAUGAUGAUUUAUGACGCCCUUAAGGAUGCAAAUGACAAAAUUGAAAUUGCUGGAAAGAGCAUUUCAGAUGCAGUUGACGACACGAAAGCGUUUACACUUUUGACAGAUGACAUGAUCCUUACCAUUUUAAAUCCUCUAUUAAGUGUUACACCAUUCAAAAAGCCUGGAAGCGGGGAUCCUACUAAGGCUAAGAAAAUACUCGACAACAUUUACAAGAGGAAUCUUUACAAGUUUGUUACAGAAUUGCACAUUCCGGUAAACAACGUAGUUAUCAAUAUUUUUUAUCCUAGUUUAUUAAUUAAAGAAAUAUAGUUUAUUCUGAAAGCCUACUCUCUAUUAUGCAUAAAUAGAUUUAAAUUUGUAUUUAAGAAAAUUAUCUGAAGAAAAUAAAAUGCAUGAUUUUAUAUAUAAUGCUUAA
Messenger RNA from Ruditapes philippinarum (Manila clam), 1483 nucleotides. Its product is annotated as deoxynucleoside triphosphate triphosphohydrolase SAMHD1-like. NCBI's taxonomy places the organism in Eukaryota, Metazoa, Mollusca, Bivalvia, Venerida, Veneridae. The transcript is spliced from 11 exons. Bases 151 to 1377 code for a protein of 408 amino acids. Gene Ontology annotation, molecular function: dGTPase activity. Gene Ontology annotation, biological process: dGTP catabolic process. The record is from RefSeq and is a predicted model, not a curated record. Gene Ontology annotation, cellular component: nucleus.